GCUCUCGCGUCCAGGCGACGACCCGCUGAUUGACGAGGAAAGCAACCGCGACAUCAACUCGGUGGCCGGGGUCUUGAAGCUGUACUUCCGCGGCCUGGGGAACCCGCUCUUUCCCAGCGACAGGUUCAACGACCUCAUCGCCUGCGUCCGAAUGGAGAACCUCUACGAGCGAGCCCAGUGCAUCCAAAAGAUCCUCCUGGGGGUGCCGAGGGCCACGCUGGUGGUGAUGCGCUACCUCUUUGCUUUCCUCAACCACCUGUCCAAGUACAGCGACGAGAACAUGAUGGACGCCGGGAACCUGGCCAUCGUCUUCGGGCCGACUCUGCUGCCCACCCCGGACUCGCUCGACCAGGUGGCCUGCCAGGCGCACGUCAACGAGGUGGUCAAGACGGUCAUCCUGCACCACGACAACAUCUUCCCAGACACCAAGGAGCUGCCGGGGCCGCUCUACGAGACCUGCAUGACCGGCGAGCAGUACUGCGAGAGUCCAUUCAGCGAGCCGGGAGCCCUGGAAGACACGGAGCCGGACGCCGGCACCGAGACCCAGACCAGCGACGAGGAGGGCGAGGCGGUGGAGGCGGUGGCGAGGUUCGACUACGUGGGCCGCUCGGGCCGCGAGCUGUCUUUCAACAAGGGGGCCACGCUGCUCCUCUACCAGCGCGCCUCCAACGACUGGUGGGAAGGGCACCACAACGGCAACCGCGGCCUGGUGCCUCAUCAGUACAUCGUGGUGAAGGACAGGGGUGACGCCGCGUCGGACGCGCUGAGCCAAAAAGCCGACAGCGACGGCGGGAGCAGCAGCACCGAGGACAAGAGGUCCACCCGAGACCUGCGCUCGCCGCCCGACGUCCGACCGCCAGAGUCAUACCACAGGAGGAAGCGGACAGAGGGCUUAUUCCGCCGUCCGCUGGGCCGCUCGACCGACUACCACGGCAACGGGGCGGCCAUGGAACGCGGCUCGCCCCCGGUGACGGGUCACUUCAGCCCCCGGGAUCUGCUGCUGGGGCGGGGCCAGGGCCCGACGCCGCCCCCGGACAGCCCGGAGCGCCGGCGGCGUUCGGACAUCGCGGAGACGGUGAGCGCGGCCCUGGGGGACUUCCGGCCGGCGGAGCGGCAGGGCCGCAGGCCGGCCCCGGACGUGGUCCUGGACACCUUGGAGCAGGUGAAGAACGGCCCCCCAGCCCCGUGCUCCUCCGAGUCCCCGAGCCCCCACAGCACGCCCAGCACGCCGGGCACCCCGGGGACCCCCGGCACCCCGAGCCCCCUGGGGCCCCUCAGCCCCGUCAGCCCGCUGCCGGGACCGCCGCCGAGCCACGCCGGGCGCAAGCGGGCCGCGGGAGGAGAACAGGGUAUCGCCAAACAUUUUGAGGGUACAAAGUCGGACGAGUGA
Molecule: messenger RNA, 1390 nt
Organism: Hippocampus comes (tiger tail seahorse)
Lineage: Eukaryota; Metazoa; Chordata; Actinopteri; Syngnathiformes; Syngnathidae
Product: SLIT-ROBO Rho GTPase-activating protein 1-like
Exons: 9
Coding region: 152-1390 (412 amino acids)
Biological process (GO): signal transduction
Molecular function (GO): protein binding
Source: RefSeq, a predicted model, not a curated record